UAACCCUUUUGCUUCAACUAGAUGUCUAGAUUUAUUGGGUGAGUGUUGAAAGCUGAGCGAGAAACAAACAUGGCAAAAAGCAGGAUAGUUACCGUCUCCGCGCUGCAAUUCACUUGCACCGAUGAUGUUCUCACAAACGUCGAAACUGCAGAAAGGUUGGUUAGAGCAGCUCAUAAGAAGGGGGCUAAUAUUAUUCUGAUACAGGAGUUAUUUGAAGGUUAUUACUUUUGUCAAGCACAAAAGGAAGACUUCUUUCAUCGAGCUAAACCUCGUAAGGAGCACCCAACUAUAUUGAGGAUGCAGAAACUAGCAAAAGAAUUGGGAGUAGUAAUUCCAGUUAGCUUUUUUGAGGAGGCAAACAACGCACAUUAUAAUUCAGUAGUUGUGAUUGAUGCUGAUGGGACAGAUCUUGGACUAUACAGGAAAUCCCACAUUCCAGAUGGGCCAGGGUACCAGGAGAAGUUUUAUUUCAACCCAGGCGACACUGGUUUUAAGGCCUUCCAAACUAAAUUCGCCAAGAUUGGAGUUGGUAUUUGCUGGGAUCAGUGGUUUCCAGAGGCAGCUCGAGCCAUGGUUCUUCAAGGGGCAGAAAUAUUGUUCUAUCCUACUGCCAUUGGUUCUGAGCCUCAAGAUGAUGGCCUAGAUUCUCGAGAUCACUGGAAACGGGUGAUGCAGGGCCAUGCUGGAGCUAAUUUGGUACCUUUAGUUGCAUCAAACCGCAUCGGCAAGGAAAUCAUAGAUACUGAACACGGAAAGAGUGAGAUCACAUUCUACGGGAAUUCGUUUAUAGCAGGCCCCACUGGAGAAUUGAUUGCUAAUGCUGAUGAUAAAGAUGAAGCAAUUCUUGUUGCAGAAUUUGAUCUGGACAAGAUCAAAUCCAAGAGACAUAGUUGGGGGAUAUUUCGCGAUCGACGCCCGGAUCUAUAUAAGGUUCUUCUGACCUUGGAUGGCAGUAACAUUUCCCUCUGAUUCCAUAGAAACUUUGGCCUUGCUUAAUACAGAGAUUUAUGAUAUCUUUGUUUGAGCCCCUUUACUUUCUUGGGACGAUAUCCGGCCAAUUGAGAAACAUCGCCGUUUCAAUAAUGUGACCCUUUUCAGUUAUCCAAUUUGCAGACUUAGUUCGAUGAAAAUAUGCUCUUUUAGUUCUGAA
Messenger RNA from Salvia hispanica, 1150 nucleotides. RefSeq names its product nitrilase-like protein 1 (gene NLP1). Gene Ontology annotation, molecular function: N-carbamoylputrescine amidase activity. Lineage: Eukaryota; Viridiplantae; Streptophyta; Magnoliopsida; Lamiales; Lamiaceae. The record is from RefSeq and is a predicted model, not a curated record.